Molecule: messenger RNA, 1001 nt
Organism: Coniophora puteana RWD-64-598 SS2
Lineage: Eukaryota; Fungi; Basidiomycota; Agaricomycetes; Boletales; Coniophoraceae
Product: 60S ribosomal protein L7
Exons: 7
Coding region: 19-771 (250 amino acids)
Biological process (GO): maturation of LSU-rRNA from tricistronic rRNA transcript (SSU-rRNA, 5.8S rRNA, LSU-rRNA)
Cellular component (GO): cytosolic large ribosomal subunit
Molecular function (GO): structural constituent of ribosome; RNA binding
Source: RefSeq, a predicted model, not a curated record
UCGUCCUCAAGAUUCGCGAUGGCCCCCUCAACUACCGUUCCCUCCGUCACGGACAUUGAAGUCCCGGAGACGCUCCUCAAAAAACGCAAGCAAACUGAGAAGGCUCGGGAAGAGCGUCUUUCUGCUGCAACUGCUGCACGCAAGGCUGCCAAAGCGCGCCGGGGGGUAAUCUUCAAGCGCGCGGAGAGCUAUGUGAAGGAAUAUCUCUCCAAGGAGAAGGAGGAGAUUCGGCUGAAGCGGGCGGCACGCUCCACAGGUGACUUCUAUGUCCCUGCUGAGCCAAAAGUUUACUUUGUCAUCCGUAUUCGUGGUAUCAACGAGAUAGCCCCCAAACCCCGCAAAAUCCUCCAGCUUCUUCGUCUCCUUCAGAUUAACAAUGGUGUGUUUGUCAAGGUGACCAAGGCCACUCAGCAAAUGCUCCGUCUUGUUGAGCCAUAUGUUACGUAUGGUGAACCUAACAUCAAGUCCAUCCGUGAACUCAUCUACAAGCGUGGUUAUGGCAAAGUCAACAAACAGCGCAUCCCUUUGACCAACAACAGCAUCAUAGAGGAGACCCUCGGAAAAUACGAUAUUUUGUCAGUGGAAGAUCUCGUUCACGAGAUUGCCAUUACUGGCCCCAACUUCAAGCAGGCAUCGAACUUCUUGUGGCCGUUUAAACUCUCCAACCCCACUGGCGGCUGGAGAACGCGGAAGUUCAAACACUUCGUUCAGGGAGGCGACUUCGGCGACCGCGAGACAAACAUCAACAAGCUCAUCCGGCAAAUGAACUGAUGCGUCUCUGUUGGCUGUCUGGACGGGGGGAUGAUCGGGUGCAUGGGGAGGGAUGCCAGCUUGUAAUGCCAUAUGUCGAUAUGCUUUGCCAGAAGAGUAACAUCUUAACGUCAUGUCAUAUGGUCCUAUGAAAUGGGGAUUCGUUUGUAAAACUCUCCUAAGCUCAAGGCAGCGUACUUGGUGUCAUUGAGUCCUGAUACUAAGUACUUAUAUAUCCAAUUGCGAAGGGC